Messenger RNA from Drosophila guanche, 1611 nucleotides. RefSeq names its product spermine oxidase-like. The transcript has a single exon. Lineage: Eukaryota; Metazoa; Arthropoda; Insecta; Diptera; Drosophilidae. The record is from RefSeq and is a predicted model, not a curated record. Bases 177 to 1601 code for a protein of 474 amino acids. Gene Ontology annotation, molecular function: polyamine oxidase activity.
GCGCUGCAAAACCGGAAUGAGUGCAACCGCAAUGGGAGCAAUCGAAGUGCGGCCUCUGUGGUCUAUGCUGACAGAAAAUCACCGACAAAGUAGGCCCACAAAAGUCAGCCACAACUCGAAAUUUAAAUCAGUAUCUCGUCGAUCAUCGGGGCAGCUUGUUUAAUCCUUUUCAAGCCAUGAGCAAGAGCAGAGAAAUCGUCGGAAUUGUAGUUGUUGGGGCAGGAGCCUCUGGGAUAGCUGCUGCCACUCGUCUCCUGGAGAAGGGCUUUAAAAACGUGCAGAUCCUGGAGGCUGAGACGCGCCUGGGCGGACGAAUACACACCAUUCCAUUUGCGGACAAUGUAGUCGACCUGGGAGCGCAGUGGUGCCACGGAGAAAAUGGGAAUGCCGUCUACGAGAUGGUCAAGGAUCUCUGUCUCCUUGAACGGACUGGAGACUUGUUUGGUACGGUGCGGUGCGUGCGAUCCAACAAGGAGGAAGUACCUCAGGAGCUGGCUAUCACAUUAAGGGGAAUAGCAGCGAUUUCGGUUCCAGACGGGCCCAGCCCAUACGCGGGGUCAGUGGGAGAAUAUAUGUCGCAGAAGUAUUGGCAGCAGGUUGACAUCCAGCUGCCAUCCGUGGACCGCGCCCUGGCCGAAGAGAUGUUGGAAAGCUGCAAGAGGUCAGAAAGUUCUUUAGAGGGCUCCGACAACUUGCUUGAAGUUUCGGGACGCGGACAUUUGGAAUUCGCUGAAUCUGAUGGCGAUCAGCUGCUCAACUGGCGCGAUUUGGGCUUCGAGAGAUUCCUUCGACUUUUGAUGAGCGCCAGCGAUCAGCCCGAUGAUCUUAGUGUUCUCAAGGGACGUGUACACUACCAGAAGAGAGUUACCGAGAUCAACAGUAAUUGUCCAUGCAAUUUGAAAGUUCGUUGCUCGGACGGAGGGACCCUCAACGCAGAUCAUGUCAUUUGCACCGUCUCCCUGGGAGUACUUCAGGAGCAACAUGAGACGUUGUUUGUGCCUGCACUGCCGGCAGCAAAGGUGAAUGCGAUUAAAAGCCUUAAACUGGGCACAGUGGACAAGUUCUAUUUGGAGUUUUCAGCACCGCCGUUGCCUAAUGACUGUGCGGGGUUCUACUGUCUGUGGAUGGAGCAGGAUCUGCAGGUGCUACGCAGCUCGGAGUUCUUUUGGCUGGAGAGCAUUACCGGCUGCCAUCGGGUCUCCUAUCAGCCUCGCCUGCUGCAGGCUUGGAUUGCGGGUGAGCACGCCCGCCACAUGGAGACGCUCCCAGAGGAAAAAGUACUGGAGGGUCUGAACUGGCUUUUCCGAAAAUUUCUCAACUUUGACGUGCCUCAGGCUAAACGUUUUGUUCGCACCCAAUGGCAUUCCAAUCCCAACUUCCGUGGUAGCUAUAGUUUUCGUACGACAAAAGCCGAUGAGCUGAGUACUGGUCCUUGGGAUCUGGAGACUCCAGUGAUGAAUGACAAUGGUCACCCAAUCUUGCUAUUUGCGGGCGAGGCCUCGAGCAAGACUCACUAUUCCACGGUACAUGGUGCUGUUGAAGCUGGUUGGCGGGAAGCGAACAGAUUAAAUGAUUUUUACCAAGAUAUUUCUACUAAAUAAAGUUUAUUGU